GAGUGUUGUUUGUUUGCCAAAUGUCAAAAUCAGUCAGUUUUCGUUUUCGCGCACACACGACAACUGCUCCGUUUCUUGCAGCAUCGGUUCCGAACGUUCCGAAACACCUCCGCAGGUGUUGAACCUGUUGCAGCAGCUGGACUUUAUCUCGGGUGGACGUCCAACUCCAACUCAAGGAAGGGCAGCAGCAGCACUAAGCAAUACUCCGGCGACAGGAAAAACGGCCCCGAUCGGCCACCACCUGCAGCGUCACCGGAAAUGCCAGAAAUUCACUCACGGAAGGCAACCAAGGACGAGGAGGAAAGCGUCAUUUUCAUAAAACAUACAGUUGAUGCCGACCGGGUGUGUGAUUACGCGGCAGUCAAGUCUCCGCUGCAGAUCACUGCCUGUUCCGGACGGUCUUCUGUUGUGGUAGGAUGAUGUGAUGAAUUCGACUACGAGGUUGCGCGUGCUGGAUAGUUUUCAGAAGAUUCCGUGGCGAAUUGUGCUACAUUAUAAGGGCCGAAAGCAAGACGUACCGGUGCGUGGAAUCGACACCUACAGCUAGACCGGAAGUGUCAGCGACUCACACAAACAGGGUGGUCCUCAAGGAUGGCAAGAUGGAUGAGGAGCAGUGCCUGCCCAAGAAACAGGGACGUUGUUUACGUAGGUUACGUUCUGUUGGUACCGUUCGAGAUUGUGCUCCCGCCGUUGGAACCGGAGGUAGCUGGGACAAGUUGUCGACUGUCGGCUGCUGCGGAAAGACUACCUAAAAGUGAACAAGGUGACAACGACGUCGCGCGUGCCGGAUUGUUUCCAGCAGAUUCCGCGUCGAACAGUGUUGAACACCGGAAGACAGGAGCAGGCCAGCGUGUUUCCUAUGGGUUCACCGUCGAACAUGUCGCAGAUUUGCGACGGAGAGUGCUCGGACAGACUUCUGCUGUUGCACGAUGGCGAUCUACCCGAUGUUCAAGAACUGGCUGGACACGAAUUGUGAUCCGCGCAGGCUGGAUCUGCCCUCGAUUAAGUACAUUUAUAUGGCAUCGCGGCAAUCGGUGUCUCGGAACCCUCGGAACACAUCGAUGGAAACCGGAACACCAUUCAUGCCAAAGUGGUUUCGGAGAAACUUGGCUGGAAAAUCGUCUGGAAGUUAUGAAACAACAGGAGUAAACGACAAAGACAGCAUGAAUGACCAAAACGAGCAUCGGAAAUUCUACAACAAAACAUUCAUCUUGGACUAGAACGAACUUUUUUGCGAAGAUCUGCAAAUCAUACAACUCCUGUGCGAAAGUCCCGUUCUUGAAAACGAAAGACGCCCAAGGACAAACACCGCUAAUGUUGGCCGUCACGUGUCGAUCCUACAAGGCCGUCCUCGAGUUCAAAACGAUCAUCAAAAUCACUAACGGUAAUGCGGCUACUCGUGACUCAAUCAUCUUCUUGGCCGGAAGUGCCCCUGAUCAAUCACGACAAGGAAUUCUUCGCUGCAACGACACCUGUUCAUUCACCUGGAUCGUGUGGCCUGAUCAGCUCGCUGUGUUGCUGUAUCGCGUACUGCGUACUGUGACUGCUGGGAAAAGUUCGCCGAUAACCAGACCAAACUGUUCGAGUUUCUAUAAAAAUGGCCAUCGACAUGGUUUUCUUGACCAAGUUAGUUUCGCGCGAAAGUCAAAUUGAGGAUCAAGUCCAGCAACACGUAUAGAACUUAACGACUAUGUAACAAAAUAUUAGUAUUAUUCUGGUUAAAUAAUGCAAUAAAAUACUUUUUCGCAGAA
Messenger RNA from Culex quinquefasciatus (southern house mosquito), 1751 nucleotides. RefSeq lists its product as uncharacterized. Bases 592 to 1149 code for a protein of 185 amino acids. The transcript is spliced from 5 exons. NCBI's taxonomy places the organism in Eukaryota, Metazoa, Arthropoda, Insecta, Diptera, Culicidae. The record is from RefSeq and is a predicted model, not a curated record.